AGAAGAUUAAUUCCUGAUGGUUCUUUAUUUCCUUUCACUUUGGGGGGGUGUGUAUCAUUUGGUUUUCUCUCUCUGAAUCAGAAGACCACAGAGUAGAAUCUGGUAUCUGCCUCCCAGUUGGGGAUGACAGCUUUGUUCUAUAAUCCCCAGGGGCUGGAGGAAGGCUGUGGCCUCUGAAAUUAGGGGAAAUCACUGAGAAAACUGAGCUUUUUAUAUGCUAAUAAUCAACCACUGACGGUUCUGGUGGGAGCCUUCUCAUGGUUUCAUCAUGCAACCGGAUUUUGACUAUGUUGAAAAGAGGCUGGUGAUUCAUCCGAACCUAGGGUUCCUCUCUGGCUUGAUCCAAAAGAAUAGCUAUUGAUGGGGUUUCCUAACAAAACGGGUGCCAGGACUCGCUGCUUCAGUAAGGACACCAUGCGACCCUACUGCCCGAGGCUCUGGGCUAACUGUGGGCCUGGGCCGAGGGGUGGGCGGCUCGUGCCUAGCAAUACGUUUCAGCUCGCGGGGGCCACCAGCAGCGGUCAGCCCCUCCAGCCCGACUUCGUCAGGUGGCAGAGUGGUCCAGCCUUUCCCAGGAUUGACGGAUGGAUGGAUUCAUUCGUUCACGCAGCAGACCAGCCGCCGCCAUGAUGAGCACCAAGGCCUUCACCCUAGUCCCCGCCGUGGAACGGGAGCAGCUGAUGGGCGACAGAGAGCGGGUGUCGCUGGAGUGCGUGGAGUGCUGCGGUAGGAACCUGUACCUGGGCACCAGUGACUGCUUUGUGUACCACUUCCUGCUGGAGGAGAAGACCCUGCCCACGGGGACGGCCACCUUCACUGCCACCCGGCAGCUGCACAGACACCUGGGCUUCAAGAAGGCAGUGAACGAGCUGCGGGCGGCGUCGGCCCUCAGCCGGCUGCUGGUGCUGUGCGACGGCUGCAUCUCCCUGGUCCACAUGCUGAGCCUGGAGCCCGUGCCGUCUGGCGCCCGCAUCAAGGGGGCCGCGGCGUUUGCCUUGAACGAGAACCCGGUGAGCGGGGACCCGUUCUGCGUGGAGGUCUGCAUCAUCUCCGUCAAGCGCAGGACCAUCCAGGUGUUCCUGGUGUACGAGGACCGCGUGCAGAUCGUCAGGGAGGUGUCGACGCCGGAGCAGCCGCUGGCUGUGGCGGUGGACGGCCACUUCCUGUGCCUGGCCCUGAGCACCCAGUACAUCAUCCUGAACUACAGCACGGGCGCCUCGCAGGACCUGUUCCCCUACUGCAGCGAGGAGAAGCGGCCGAUCGUCAAGAGGAUAGGGAGACAGGAGUUCCUCCUGGCGGGCCCCGGGGGACUGGGCAUGUUCGCCACAGUGGCCGGGAUAUCUCAGCGAGCCCCCGUGCACUGGUCGGAGAACGUCAUUGGGGCGGCCGUCUGCUUCCCCUACGUCAUCGCACUGGAUGACGAGUUCAUCACAGUUCACAGCAUGCUGGACCAGCAGCAGAAGCAGACUCUACCCUUUAAGGAAGGCCACAUCCUCCAGGAUUUUGAAGGAAGAGUCAUUGUCGCCACAAAUAAAGGAGUUUACAUCUUGGUUCCGCGGCCUCUGGAGGAGCAGGUGCAGGGUCUCCUAGCAAGCCACAGGGUGGAGGAGGCCCUGGUGCUGGCGAAAGGCGCCCGGAGGAACAUUCCAAAGGAAAAGUUUCAGGUCAUGUACAGGCGGGUUCUGCAGCAGGCAGGCUUCAUACAGUUUGCACAGCUCCAAUUCCUGGAGGCUAAAGAACUCUUCAGGAGCGGCCAACUCGACGUGCGGGAGCUCAUCUCCCUCUAUCCCUUCCUGCUGCCCACAUCCUCCUCGUUCACCCGGUCCCACCCUCCUCUCCACGAGUAUGCAGACCUCAACCAGCUGACCCAGGGCGACCAGGAGAAGGUGACCAGGUGCAAGCGCUUCCUCAUGUCCUACCUGAAUGAGGUCCGCAGCACGGAGAUGGCCAACGGCUACAAGGAGGACGUCGACACGGCCCUGCUCAAGCUGUACGCGGAGGCCGACCACGACAGCCUGCUGGACCUCCUGGUCACCGAGAACUUCUGUCUGCUCACCGACAGUGCUGCCUGGCUGGAGAAGCACAAAAAGUACUUUGCCCUGGGUUUGCUGUAUCAUUACAACAAGCAGGAUGCUGCUGCAGUUCAGCUGUGGGUGAACAUUGUCAACGGGGAUGUCCAGGACGCCACACGCUCAGACCUGUACGAGUACGUGGUGGAUUUCCUCACCUACAGCCUCGACCCCGACCUCGUGUGGACCUACGCCGACUGGGUCCUGCAGAAGAGCCAGGAGGUCGGAGUUCAGGUUUUCACCAAGAGACCACUGGAUGACCAGCAGGGUAGUUUUAACCCAGACGAUAUUAUCACUUGCCUUAAGAAGUACCCUCGGGCUCUGGUGAAGUACCUGGAACAUCUGGUCAUGGACAGGAGACUGCAGAGGGAGGAGUACCACACGCACUUGGCCAUGCUCUACCUGGAUGAGGUGCUGCAGCAGAAGCCCGGCGCCAACGCCACGGGUGCAGCAGUGACCGAGACGCGGGCGAAGCUGCGACACCUGCUCCAGAAAUCCGACUCAUACCGAGUCCACUUCCUCCUGGACAGGAUCCGGGGCGCCGGGCUUCCUAUGGAGAGCGCCAUCCUGCACGGGAAGCUGGAGCAGCACGAGGACGCCCUGCGCAUCCUCGUCCACGAGCUGGCGGACUUCCCGGCGGCGGAGGACUACUGUCUGUGGCGCUCCGAGGGCAGAGACCCACCCUACCGCCAGCGGCUCUUCCACCUGCUGCUGGCCCUCUACCUCGGCCCUGGCCCCUCCUCGACUGAGCUGACCGUGGCCGCCGUGGACCUCCUAAACCGCCACGCCGCGGAGUUUGACGCCGCUCAGGUCCUGCAGCUGCUGCCAGGCUCGUGGUCGGUGCAGCUGCUCUGCCCGUUCCUAACGGGGGCCGUGAGGGACAGCAUCCACGCUCGGAGGACCACCCAGGUGGCCGUGGGCCUGGCCAAGUCCGAAAACCUGAUCUACAAAUAUGACAAGAUGAAGCUGAAAGGAAGCUCUGUUCGGCUCUCAGACAAAAAGCUCUGCCAGUUGUGCCAAACCCCGUUCUCCGAGCCCGCGUUUGUCAGGUUUCCCAACGGGGGGCUUGUCCACACCCACUGUGCGGCCAGCAGACACACGAACCCCCGCUCCCCGAGCCCCGGGGCCCGGACUUGACAGGCCUGGCCGGGGGCUCCUCACCAAGCCUGCCGGGCACCCAGAACAGAGGCCGCUGCACUCGCACCAGCCGUGGCCGAGGGACAGCAUCUGAUGCUGGGAAAUGGGCUCUUCGCAGCCAUCGGAUGUCAAUGCACGGUCCCCCCAAAGACUCGCCAGACUUGCCUGUCCAGGCACAUCACGACCCCAGACUCUUCCCAGACACCGCCCCCUCUCGCCACCCAGACAACCCCCCCACCGUGCCCCGAUCUGUAGAUGCACAUGUGCUCUGGAAAUGUCUGCUCCAUGGGGACUGGUGGCGGUGGGGGGGGCACCAUCCUCAUCCUCACCGAUCGAUCGGCCGCUGGCCCCAUCUCGGGCUCUGCCCUGGGGACCGUGGACUUUAGGGAAGUAUCUGUUCCUUCCCACCCCACCCCCACCCCCCAAAAGGCCUGCCUGUGCACCCAAGCCCCCACUUUGGGUAAUUCAUUCACUCUGGAUGCUUCACAGUGAGGGCCCUGAGGACGUGUGUCUGGAAGUCGAUGGCAGGGACAAAACCCACACCGUCUACUGGUUCGAAACUCCACGAUGGCCGUGUUGGACUGGAAGUUUUUAUUUAAACUUAUAUCCUCUUUGUGGUUUCUCUCUCGUUCAGCAGUGCACCUGUCAUGUUCGUUAGGGACGUUUUUCCUUGUUAAAAUGUACCCUCUGAUGACUUGGGUGAAAAGUGAAAGGCCGGGGACACCAAGCCAAGUAUACCCUGCAGGGUGGCCUGGGCGGGGCUGGCCAUGGGUGACAGCCGCUGCUCAGUGACGGGGAAUCCACCUCCUCCCGAGGGAGUGCUGCCUGCGAGGAAGUCCAGUCAGGCCGCCUUACCUCCAACACUUUACCGCCUGCCCCGUGGCCUCCUGCACACAUGGGACAGAGGGGACAGACGCUCCCCAGCCUCACAGACCCGGCGUCCCUGAGAGAGCUGACGCUGUGGUUAUUUCACUGCCCUCUUCUGCAUUUCUUCCUGGCGGGGAUUGACUCUAUCAGGGACUAACAAUAAAAGGCCAUGUCCCCGGCCGUGCGGCCUGGCAGCCUCUCAUCAGCCUAUGUGUGACCAGGGGACCCUGGGAGCCAUCCCUCCCUCCAGUCCAGGCCUUACGGACGGGGACACAGAUCAGCCCCUGUUCCGGAAAAACAUUUUCUGUACUAAUAAUGGUCUGCAGUCUCUCCUCUUGGGAUCCUGCCGAGGCCGGAAAGCAAAGACAUCCAUGCUCUUUCCUACUGGGUCUCAAUUUCUAAGGAAUAAAUGAUGGAGAAAUUCCAUAGCUUAGCCGUGUGCUGUGUAAGCGGGUCCUGAGCCUUCCCCUGCGGUGACUGAAGGAGGGUCACGUUUCCAGACGCCUUAUCGUCACCACUUGUGAGUCUGGGUUCAUUCCUGAGGACAGGUGACAGUACAUGGGACACUGCACUUUUCAAAGCACCGUCUCUCUAGGUGUGGGUGCAGUCCUGGAAAAGCCUUCUGGUGACUCCCUAAUUUGGGGACACCUGUCUUUCCCUUCGCUGAACGUCGAUCCAUAUUUUGAAAUGCCUAUUUUCCUUUAGAAUAAUGGGCACUAAAGGUGAACAGUUUUCUGUCUCUUCCACAUCCUUGGACACAGCAGAAUUCUGUGCAGAAUUAUUAAAAAGCCUCACCUUGCUCUCACCUGUCUUAACUCUCCCUUUUCUCAAAUUGUAUUUUUGAAAGAAACGCACGGGUCUUUCUCAAGGCCUGCUGUUUUGUGACUGUGCGGUGAACAGAGCAAUUAGAACCCCCCUUGGCCCUUUUCUCCCCAAGGUAGGUGCUGUGUAACCGUCCCAGUCAAAGCAGCAGGGAUGGACUCAGUGGACAUGGACAUUAGUAUUCUGUGGGCAAGACUUCAAUUUCACAAGCUGUUUCUGUGCUGUCACUUAUCAAGUAUCCAUGUGGGAGUGUCGUGGGGGCUGUGGCACCUCAGGCCUGCGCUCAGAGCUGCAAGGUCCGUGCCUGAGCCUAGGGAUGUGCUGGAAGGAGGACCUUGGGGGCUGUGGGUGCCAGCCUGGAAUUGCAGUGCACCACACGUCUGGAGCAGCCCUGCUUCCCACUCACUCUCCUGUAGAAGCUGUGGUCCUCGCAGGUUUACUCUCGGCCCGGAGCGGGUCCCAGAUACCCAAGGUGUACAUAUGGAAACAUUGAUUUUAUUAAAAUUCUUUAAUUCUGUG
Molecule: messenger RNA, 5414 nt
Organism: Sus scrofa (pig)
Lineage: Eukaryota; Metazoa; Chordata; Mammalia; Artiodactyla; Suidae
Gene: TGFBRAP1
Product: transforming growth factor beta receptor associated protein 1
Biological process (GO): vesicle-mediated transport; endosomal vesicle fusion; autophagy
Cellular component (GO): cytoplasm; membrane
Source: RefSeq, a predicted model, not a curated record